GUCACCCAGACCCGGAAACUGCGUGGUAAUGAAUCGAUGUAGUGUUACUCGUCUCUGACAGCCAGCACUACAGUACACAGCUGACGUGUAUCUUACCACGUUAAUUAUUCUGGAUACAUUUCCCCACCCCAACGGAUCUUUUUCACCGUAAACGCGUUAACGAGUCAAUUAAAGGGGAUCACGCUUCCCUCACGGUCCUGUGACGGCCAGCAUGCCUGUAAGACUACGUAUCUUCUCUCUCAACUGUUGGGGAAUUCGCUACAUUAGUAAGCACCGUGCUCAGCGAUAUGCCAUGAUUGCAGAUCUGCUAGUCAAGGAGCAGCAUGAUGUAGUAUUGCUGCAGGAGGUUUGGAGUGAAAAAGACUUCCACUUCUUGAAAACGAAACUUGGCAGCACACAUCCUCACUCCCAUUAUUUUAAAAGUGGAUUUUUUGGGAGUGGAUUGGCGGCCUUUUCCAGGCAUAGAAUCCAUGAUGUCUUUCUCUACAAAUACUCCUUAAAUGGUUAUCCCUACAUGGCCCAUCAUGGAGACUGGUUCGGAGGCAAAGCUGUUGGGAAAUUACUGCUGAAUAUCAGUGGGUUGAUGGUGCAUGUCUACGUCACUCAUCUACAUGCUGAGUAUUCCAGAGAGCAAGAUUCCUAUCUCCCUCACAGAGUGGUGCAGGCCUGGGAACUCCAAAACUUUAUUCGGCACACAUGUGCUGGGGCAGAUGUAGUGAUAUUAGGGGGGGAUUUAAACAUGCAUCCUGAAGACCUCGGUGUAAGAUUGCUGUGCAGCUACAGUGGACUCCGGGACUGCUUCAUUGAGGCAGCCAGUUUUGAUGGAUGUGCACAGGGAUUCACCCAUAUAACAGACAACCCCUUCACAAACACUCAUGAACUUCUUCCGUUUGGAGAAGGAAUCCGUAUCGACUACAUCUUAUUCAAGGGAUCAGGGAGAGUGGAUGUGAGCUGUGAAUCUCUGUCCACUACUAAGGGCUCUGUUCCUGGCUAUGAAUUCCCUUACUCAGACCAUGAAGCUCUCAGCACUGAACUGCUGCUUUGCCCUUUGAAAGACGAGAAGGGAGAAAAAGAUUGCACUGCAGUUAGUCUUUCUGGGCUGAUAAACACUGUGACUGAGGCUCGUACAGAGGUGAAGGUGGGACUGCAUUGUGCUGAGCGCAUGCGCUACACGGCUGCACGCACAGGGUUUAUGGGCCUGGCCUUGCUGCUGCUGGAGAUAGCCAUAGCUGCUGUACCUAUAUUCUCCCUGGGAGUUGAACAGCCUUUCCCCAAAGCUUCCUUCUACCUACUAGGGGCGCUGUGCUUCGCCAUCCUUCUCUCUGCCGCCUUCCUGUACAUCUUUUACAGCAUGGAGGUGAAGUCCCUACAAGGAGCAGAGGACCACAUGAGGCUUGCAGUAGGCAGCCUGCAAGAACGUCUGAAGGGGUUACCUAAGGUUAUAGACGAGAACCAUUCUCAAAGCGAGCCUGACACUUUGGAACCGGAAGACUGAACAACCAGGAUUCAAGGCAGUGAACACUGCUGAACCACUUAAUUAAAUUAGUGGGAUGUUUCCUUGCUUCUUACAAGUUGACAUGUCUGCUUAUUUCAUAGUCUUUAAACAAGGCUUUGCUGAACCACUCUCCAGACCGGUCUGGUUGAAUCUGCCUCGUUUUAGAUGGAUCAAAUCUGCCUCAUGGACCUGAUUCUCUUUAUGGGCCCGUUCAAACCUGGUAUAAACAUGCAUCCUGGAUGGACAGCGCUAAGUACAGCUGUGAACUCAACCACAUUUGGAGGUGAUCUGGGACGCAUAUCCCUUUUUUAGUGUGAAUGCAAAUGCGUCUCGAUGCUUCCCAAGAGCACACCAAUCAUGUUUUAUCCCUUACUAACUCUACACUUCCAUGCCUCAUUAGAAAAAUGGACCAGUUACUCCUCUUAUUUAAUGCUAUUUCAACUUAUUUUUUGUAGUCAUUAAGGCGUAUAUGCGUUUAACGUUGGCAUUAUGCAUGUUUACAGAUCUUACAAAAGACUUGUAUUUAUCAGCCACAGUAGAAAUCGCUUUUUUUUUUUAUUUUUAUUUUUUUUUUUUAAACCAGACUGAUCUCAAUCCUGCAGGGCAGGUUACUUUAAUAACCACUCAUUUCUCUUACAUUAGUUUAAUUUCCUCCUUAAAUCAGAUGUUUCCUGCAAAUGUAUUUGAAUGUAGACAAAUAGUAUUAGAUAAAAAUCACACAUUUCUAUUUUAUGUCUGUUAAUAGCAUCUACACUCAACUCUGUACUGUAAUCAUUCACUCCUAUUUAAUCACACACAUUAAUAUUUACUGUAUACAUGUGUUAUGAAUGUUGAAUGCAGAAACAGGUUUUGUUUGUUUUUUUGACCAAGGACUUAAGUAAAGCUAACACAAUGCCAGUUUCAUGUAUCUAUGCAUUUAUACCUCAUACAGUACAUCUCAGUACAUCUCAGUAAAAAUAAACUGCUGUCUACUCUCUGUAAACCCUGUAUGCAUUAAAUUUUACUCACUUGUCCGUG
Molecule: messenger RNA, 2512 nt
Organism: Ictalurus punctatus (channel catfish)
Lineage: Eukaryota; Metazoa; Chordata; Actinopteri; Siluriformes; Ictaluridae
Gene: smpd2b
Product: sphingomyelin phosphodiesterase 2b
Exons: 11
Coding region: 212-1495 (427 amino acids)
Cellular component (GO): cytoplasm
Molecular function (GO): sphingomyelin phosphodiesterase activity
Source: RefSeq, a predicted model, not a curated record